This is a messenger RNA of Exserohilum turcica Et28A, 477 nucleotides long. RefSeq lists its product as uncharacterized. The record is from RefSeq and is a predicted model, not a curated record. Lineage: Eukaryota; Fungi; Ascomycota; Dothideomycetes; Pleosporales; Pleosporaceae. The annotation marks the transcript as partial. The transcript has 2 exons.
AUGGCAUGGACUGGGGCGAGCUGGCCGCUGUCUGGCGGCUCGCUGCUGGCGCUGGACGAGGCGUGGUGGGCGGGCGAUGGCGAUGGCGAUGGCGAUGGCGAGGGCGGUGGCGAGGGCGAGGCUGGCAGCCAAGAGGCCCGUGCGCGGGCAGGCAGCUUAGGCGCGGCGCAAGCCUCUCACGGCCAGCCAUGCUCCGACGACGACACCCGCCCGCUGCGACAGCUCGACCGACACGCUGAGCGGCUGCAGCUCCCCGUCCCCGUCCUGCCCGGCCUCUGCGACGCCGUGCAGCUCCCGCAACACCGCCAGGGCGGCUUCUGCCACUCGAGCCCGGCCCAAAACCUCGACAUCUCUGCCGCCGCCUCCUCCCCCCGCGACCUCGCACCCCUCGAACAUGGCGGCGCCAGCAUGGCCGUAGCCCCUCCCUGCCUGAGCCCGCUCCGCCAUGUCGUCGCCCACGAUGACGCCGCCGCCCCA